Messenger RNA from Pimephales promelas (fathead minnow), 2873 nucleotides. It is a transcript of the gene arl8, whose product is annotated as ADP-ribosylation factor-like 8. Gene Ontology annotation, molecular function: GTP binding; GTPase activity. The record is from RefSeq and is a predicted model, not a curated record. NCBI's taxonomy places the organism in Eukaryota, Metazoa, Chordata, Actinopteri, Cypriniformes, Leuciscidae.
GAUCCUCACCAUCCUCACACGUGUUGUAAUGGGGGAUGGAAUGUUUUGUGUGUACAUAGGCUACAUCACAGGCACAGCUACAGAGUGUUUGUUUACCCAGCACAUGCACAUAUUACUCCAUUGAGUUCUUCCUGUGGACCUAUCCGUGUGUGUAGCUUGACAACGGGAGCUGAUGUGCGUUAUUUGUCCAUGAGGAAAAUGUGGAUGAGGUCAGAGCGACCUGGGAAGUGAAGUGUAUCCGCCGCGCUCGCAUCUGUCGCACACUUGAUCUGAUCACAAAGAAAGAAGAAAGUGCUCGGGAGCUGCUCGCAUGUGUGAACACACCGUGGACAUACACACACAGACAGGAGGCAUGUGCUACUGACUUAUCGUUUCUGCAUGGCGCAAACGAGUUUAUGAAGAAAUAACGGCUUCACGGACAGCUGCUGUUUAGGCCUCUCGCUAAACUCCCACUCACUGGACACGCUCUCUCACACACCAGGAGAAAUGGGUCUAAUUUUCGCUAAACUAUGGAGCUUCUUUUGUAAUCAAGAACACAAGGUGAUUAUUGUGGGGCUGGACAAUGCUGGAAAGACCACUAUACUUUAUCAAUUUUUAAUGAAUGAGGUGGUGCACACGUCUCCUACGAUUGGCAGCAAUGUGGAAGAAAUAGUGGUGAAGAAAACCCACUUCCUGAUGUGGGAUAUCGGUGGUCAGGAGAGUCUCCGUUCCUCUUGGAACACAUACUACUCCAACACUGAGUUCAUCAUACUGGUAGUGGACAGUACUGACAGAGAGAGACUAGCCAUUUCUAAAGAAGAGCUCUACAGAAUGCUAGCACACGAGGAUCUCCGCAAAGCUGCAGUGUUGAUCUUUGCUAAUAAGCAAGACAUGAAGGGCUGUAUGUCUGCAGCAGAGAUUUCCAAAUAUCUGACCCUCAGCUCCAUCAAGGAUCAUCCCUGGCACAUUCAGUCCUGCUGUGCGCUCACUGGAGAAGGGCUGUGUCAGGGUUUAGAGUGGAUGACCUCCAGGGCUGGGCUCAGAUAGCCUCUGAUUCUCCAUGUCCUUAUUGACUAUGAUUUCCACCUCCUUCGGUGGCAUCGCAGAUUCAUCCUAUUGGCUGCUUAUGUUUUAUUUUAAAUCUCUCAAAUCUCAGAAUUUACAUUUUGCAGCUGAACUCUUUGGACAACUACCUCAGCUGGGAUUUAAUGGUUAUGUGAAUCUGGUUCGACAGACUUGUCGAUCAGUAAUGUAUCAGGAGCAUCUGGAGUUUUUUACUGGGUGUAUAGCAGAAGAUAUUCAAAGUAUUUCAACUUAAACACUGCAGUGCUGGUAUGUGUUUGUGGGGACGGACCUUGUAUUUUUAGCACUCUGGCAGUGGAAAAGAAGUUCUUUGGAUGGGUUUAUUAAGCUAAUUAUGUAUGUUUUUUCUUUAAAUUAAUGGAAAGAAAUUAUUUGAAUGGUCAAAAUGUUACUUUUAAGGUGGGGACAUUUUUGGGUCAGUUGUUGUCAUUGGUCAACGGUUUGAUUUGGUUAAACUUUGGGUAUCGAGUGUUUUAAGUGCCAUUGGUACCUACCCACCAUCACCACUACAUAUCAUGAAAACAACUGAGCAUAUCAUAUAAUAUUUCACAUUACCUCAAACAUUCUUUACAGUAGAAGGUGCUGUUACUAUUUCAAAAGUGACCAUUGCAGCUUGAAAUGGCAUUUGAGAUGCAAUUUAAAGGUCACCAGGUUUGAUCUCCGCUGUUAUAGAUGACUUAUAGCUUUAUUAAAAAAUGUUGUUGAUGUGGCACAUUAGAUGGAUUUAUUGUAAUGCUUGUUACAGGUGUGUGUGUGUGCGCGCGUUUUGAAUGUGAGAAUGUCCAACCAACAUCACUGCAGGUGAACUAGCAUGUUUUUGUGUGUGUUUGUUUUAAGUAGCCAUGAUCCUCGCUCGAGUGUGGUUAUAGCAUAAAGGUCAUUCAGUUAUCAUAAGGAAAUAAUGUUCAAAAGUAACUCAUAAGUAUUAUGAUUUUCUUUUCAUCCAAAUUCUGUUGGUGCAAAAAUGGAACCUGCUGAUGAUCUUCAUAGGUCAUAGCCAUUAUAAGUUGUCUGUUGCUGUAUACAUGAUCGCUGUUUUAUUCAUAUUUGUUCAGCUCCAGACAUUUCAUACUAUUUUUUUUUUGUCAUCUUCGCUGUUUGUAUGGAACAUGAGCUCUAGUGCUUAUUUUUCACAUGUUGAUUUUGUCAAUGUGCUUUUUAAUUCAAGCUGAAACUGUUGUGUGUUUUCACAUUUUUCCAUCCUCUCCGAGCGCUGCGUUCGAACUUCGAUUAAGAGAAGCUUUUGUAAGACAAUGAUGCAGUGACUACAAAUUGGUGCUCUCACUGACAUUUCCCUGCCAGCAGUGAAAUCAUUUUACAUAAUUAUUAUUGGCUGCUGAGCUAGGCAAAUCAGUCCCAUUGAUCUGUCUGUCUGUCUGUUUUGCAGGGGUUUUAUAUGGUGGUUUUUUGAGGUCAUUACCUGACCGGUGUGGAUGUGCUGUUUAUUGUCAUACCACAAUAAAACAUUCAUGGAGUCUUCUCUGAUGGAAUAAAAAAUGAAUUUGGCUGUUGUUACUUGGCAUAAAAGGCUUCAUUGGUCAUGAAAUAUCAUUUUUUUCCUCAGUCUGAAGCUGUAUGUGUUAGUGAAUGCAUCAUUACAAACCUGAUACGAGUAUGUUGUAUACUACCAUGUUGAAACAGAGGUCUUUGGACAAGACUAUUGGAAAAGUUGAAGAUUCUGUUUCAAUGCUGAUGUUCGGUCAAACCAUUCGGUUCUCAGAUGUGCCAUUUCUAAAUGAGAAGGUGAAAUCUGUAGCAACUUUCCUUAUUCUUAUAAUUUUAUAAUAAAAGCUUUUAUUUUGAAAUCUGAA